This is a messenger RNA of Plutella xylostella (diamondback moth), 5275 nucleotides long. RefSeq lists its product as uncharacterized. NCBI's taxonomy places the organism in Eukaryota, Metazoa, Arthropoda, Insecta, Lepidoptera, Plutellidae. The record is from RefSeq and is a predicted model, not a curated record.
GCGAAAUCAAGCUAUCAAGUAUCUGCGAAAUCAUCCGAACGUCAUAAAGUGAUAUAUUUUCGACAACUCCAGGAUAGAAGUUGUUGCAAUAAAUAAGAAAUAGCAUCAAAAUAAUAAACCAAGAACAAUUCCCGCCAUUCCAAUUCAUAUCGCGGCAAGAGAGAAAGGGAAAGAAGAUAGCAUCGUGCCAGUCGUCCCACUCGAGCGGCGAAGACGGAAGACGGAAUCAACAACGAGACGUGGGAAGCGACCAUCGUCCAAUCACGUCGCGUCAAAGAACUCCGAGUCUGCAGCGGACGAGUCUCAUUGGUUCAUACCAUACGUCAAGUAAGAAUAGUUAGGUUGGCAGGCCUGCGCUGCGUUUGCGAAACUUGCGCCCUCUAGCGGAACGGCGUAUGCGACGUCAACAAAUUCGCCAUCUUAUUUUAUUUGGCGUGGUGGUUGCAACAAUUUGUAAUUUGCUUUUAAUUUUCGAUUUCUAGUGCAAGGUUUAGCUGUAAAUAACUGUAAUUGUAAAUAGCUAACAUUAGAGUCGCAACAAAUACGAUCAAUUGUGUAAUUUAACUGUGUAUCAUAAUGGAGGAACAACUAAAACCUCUAAAGGCCCAGAGAGGCUAUGCAAAAGUAGUGAACCAGACUAUGAGCGCUCUCACCAAUCUACAGGUGAAUGUCGAUGACAAAGACCCGUUUUUACUGGGUAUUCUGCAGCGUAAGUUAGACACAUACAGCUGGAGGUCAUAUCAGCUAGAGAGAAACCUGGAGAAUGACCCAACAGUUCAAGAUUUCCUCUCCUAUCUGGAGAGGCGAGCUCUUGCUUUGGAGAACACCGAUCAUAGCGAGACAGCCACAUCUGGGAAACGGCAGCCGGCAAGCAUAGCAAAGAGUAAGGUGACUCUGGCAACAACAACCAAUUCUACAAUGGAGUGCUUAUACUGUGUUGCUGCAGCUUGAGGAGGCCCAAGGCUCGCCUUCAACCAACCAUCAGCUACCAUCUUCAUCUCCAAGCAUCAUCAACACUAAGUUUGGCCAUGUCAUCGCCGGAGCAUUAACAGAUACCAUUAUAAAGGAUCAGGUUGUAUCUCUUUUUUGUGCUAAAUGUGAAUCAGAUGUAAGUGACAAUAUAAAAAAGCUUUGGGAAGUGGAGAGUGUUCCGGAGUUACUAAAAGAGCGGGAUUCAGAGCAAGAGUUGGCAGAAAAAUUAUUUGUAAGCUCAGUAAAGCUUGAAAAUAACAAGUUUACUGUUGACUUACCUUUGAAAAUAGAAACCGGCAACAUUAAUGAAACUCUAGGCAACUCAUUUGACCUAGCAUUACACAGGUUUCUCAGUCUAGAAAAAAGACUGCAAAAGAACAUCAAUUUGCUUACAAAUUAUCAAAAGUUUAUUGAUGACUAUGUAGCCCUGGGGCAUGGGCACUAUGUAGAUAUUAACUCAUACAAUUUCAAUGAGGAUCCAAUUUAUUUUGUGCCGCAUCAUUCGGUAAUAAACGAAAAUAGUAAAAGUACGCCCAUGAGGGUUGUAUUUGAUUGUAGUAUGAAAACAAAUAAAAAAAUAUCUUUAAAUGAUAUUUUACUCAAUGGACCUACAGUGCAAAAAGAAUUGUUUGACAUUGUGCUAUUGUAUAGAUAUGGGGAAUACACUUUGAGCUCUGAUAUUAAAAAAAUGUUCCGCAAUAUACUGGUAAACCCGGAGCACACUUCACUUCAGAACAUUCUGUGGCGCGAUAACUCUAGUCAGGCUAUACGGUGUAUUCGUCUUGAUACCGUCAGUUAUGGUAUGAAAUCUUCAAGCUAUUUAGCGACGCGCUGUUUAUUUGAGCUUGCAAAAACCCACGAGCAUAACCUGCCUCUAGCAGCUUUUAUAAUAAAAAAUUGUACGUAUGUUGAUGACAUUAUAUAUUCAUGUUCGGAUUUAAACCAAUUAAUUGAAGCAAAACGGCAGUUGUGUGAAAUGUUAAGUUAUGGGAGCUUUAGUUUGCAUAAAUGGGCUUCUAACACCCCCUCUAUAUUGGCUGACAUACCGGAGGCUGAGCAGCAAUUUAGUCAGCUUGAACUUCAGAAAGGUAACUAUAGUAUGAAGGCUUUGGGGCUUAAUCUUGAUGUACAGAAGGACUGUUUUAUAAUAAACAGCCCAGUGCCUUUCAAUGAGGAAGUCAUAACGAAGAGGGAAGUGCUUAGCUACAUAUCUAAAUUCUAUGAUCCCUUAGGUUUUGCGGGUCCAAUAGUUAUAAAAGCUAAAAGUAUAAUAUCAAGGAUUUGGUCUAAUAAUACUGCUUGGGAUGAACGUAUUCCAGCUGAGCUAGCUGAUGAGUGGCUUCAAUUUGUUAGGAGUCUAGCGGCUAUGCAGCCUAUCAAUAUAAAUAGGUACAUUCCAACGAACACAGCAGUAACUGAGCAACUAAUAGGUUUUGCUGAUGCGUCCAGUACGACGGGAUACGGGUGCUGCAUUUAUCAUCGUGUGGUCGACAAAACAGGUAAGGCUAAAUUAUACCUACUCUGUUCAAAGUCGCGAGUUAACCCACGCGCGAACCCCCUAACCAUACCUAGGUUAGAGCUAAAUGCUGCCUUGCUUUUGUCCACUUUAAUGGAGAGAGUGUAUAACACUUUGCAUGAAAAUGUAAAAAUUGAUGAUGUGUACUUAUUCACUGAUUCUAAAAUAACUUUGGCUUGGAUUCAAACUGAAACAACUAAACUACAAGCUUAUGUAUCGAACAGAGUAGGGGUAAUACAGCAGAAAACUAAUAAGUGGCCCUGGCUAUAUGUGCCAUCCACAGCUAACCCUGCUGAUCUCAUAAGUCGAGGUAUAAGUCCUCAGGAGCUUCCGAACAGCGCCCUCUGGUGGGAGGGGCCAGAGUUCCUGCAAUCAGAGUACAAAUUUGAAAGUAAAGACUUAGAUCUGCCUGUCAGUUUGCCAGAGAUGAAGAAAUCCAAGACCACACCACUGCCUGCUAAAGUGGUACUUACUACAGGUAUCAAACAGGACAUAUUAUCUGAAAUUUUAAAUAAAUAUUCAGAUAUAGAUAAAAUGACUAGGGUGAUAGCUUAUAUCCUUAGGUUUUGUAAUAACUUAAAGAGCGGUACAAAAAUUCAUGAUAAAACACUAACUCCUGAUGAGUUACAACAUGCGUUGCAUUUAAUAAUAAAGCAUGAGCAAUCUAUUUAUUUCUGUGAUGAAAUAAACUCAUUGCGAAAGGGCAACUGCGUCCGAGGACCCUUGAAAUCUCUACAUCCUUUCUUAGAUAAAGACGGCUUGAUCAGAGUAGGGGGGCGACUUGAUAACUCGGACAUACCGCUAUCACAAAAACAUCCUAUCAUCUUAGCUCAAAAAUCCCGAAUAACUGAACUUAUUAUACAAAGUGAGCAUAAAAGGUUAUUACAUGCCGGGCCUAAAUCGCUUCUUGCUAACUUAAAUCAAAAAUAUUGGUUAAUAAAUGGAAUGCGACAAGUAAAAAAGGUAACUCAUAAAUGUUUGGUUUGUUUUAGGCUCAAAGCUUGUGCAGCGAAGCAGCUAAUGGGAUCCUUGCCUCCUCAGCGAGUCACACCAUGCAGACCAUUCCAGAAAAUAGGCAUUGACUUCGCUGGGCCUGUCAAAGUAAAAAAUUCGCGUGUUAGAAAAGCUAUUAUUAGCAAAGGUUAUGUAUGUAUAUUCGUGUGUUUUGUCACGAAGGCAAUUCAUUUGGAAUUGACCUCUGAUCUCACUACUGAGGCGUUCCUUGCAGCCUUUAAACGAUUUUCAAGUAGACGAGGCCUGCCUAGCGAGGUAUUCUGUGAUAAUGGUGGUUGUUUUCGAGGGGCAAGGAACCAGCUGGUGGAACUGUACAAACUUAAUAGUUCUGCUGAUCAUCAGGGACUUGUGCAAGCAUAUACUGCCAAAGAAGGCAUAAAGUUUCAUUUCACACCUAGCUAUGCACCGGUGUUCGCUGGGCUUGCAGAAGCCGCUGUGAAAAGCAUGAAAUAUCAUUUAAAGCGCAUUGUGUUAGAUGCUGCAUUAACUUAUGAACAGUUAAAUACUGUAUUAUGUCAGAUAGAGGCUGUGCUAAAUUCACGCCCUAUUUUGCCCCUCUCUGAGGAUAUAAAUGAUUACUGCUACCUGACUCCGGGGCAUUUCCUUAUAGGCACGUCUCUAACUAUGUAUCCCGAGGUAGAUAAUUCUGAAACUAGGAACAAUAGGCUAAGCUUCUGGCAACAAUGUACACAGUUGCAACAAAGGUUUUGGAAGGCUUGGUAUAAGUACUAUUUAAAUACUUUGCAAAAUAGAAGUAAGUGGUGUCAAUCUAUGCCUAAUGUAACUGAAGGUUCACUAGUUCUUAUGAGAGAGCCCAAUUCUCCACCUUUGGUGUGGCCCAUGGCACGGGUCGUGAAAGUAUUCCCUGGAAAUGAUGGCAAGGUCAGAGCCUUUCAGUUAAAAACAGCUGAUGGUAAAUUGUAUACUAGGUCAUUGCAGAGCAUAAGCGUUUUACCUAUUGAAAAAUGAUUAUAAAUAGGUAUUUUUUUUAUAGAUUUAAGAUUGUUUCAUUGUAUGUCAUUGAUACUACUAAGACUAUGUCUAUUGUUGUUAUGAAUAGGUACUUAUAGUUGAAAAUUAGUUAAGUUGUUUGUAUAAUGUAAAGAAUUGCAACCUUAAUUGCUAGAUAAACGUUACUAUAGUUAAAUGUGUGCUUACCUUAUAUAAAGUUUUACUACUGAUUAAGAUUUAGUAAAAUGCUGUUAUAUACUUACAUACUUGAUUAGCAUUUAAGAUGCAGUUAAAUAAUAUUUUGUUAAAUUAAAGUAUAUGCCUUACAUGUGUGUUUACUGUUGAAAUUAGUUACAUUUAGGUGCAUAAUCGUUAUAGUUAGAUUUACUAUUAUAUACUUAAGUACUCUUCUAUAUGGUUAUAGCAGGUAUUCAUAAAAUAUGUUGGUUAGGUAAAUACAUAAAUUAAAAACGGUCAGCUUUGUUUAUAUAAACUUUAUUUUCAUAACUUGUUGUUCGAUAGGUAUCUUUCAAGUUAGAGUUGACAUAAUAUCUAAUGUACAAAAAAUGCCUAAGUAAAUACUAUGUAAACUAUGUUAGGUAUAAGUGUUUAAGCAUGAUUGCACUUUAUUUGGUCAUACAAAUGUUAUCUCUUGAGUUAAUUUAUCGUUUGCUCUUUCUUGGGCGGCAAUAUGUUGAUGGCAACACAGGUAUAUUUUUAAUUUAUUGUUUAUGGUUACUUCCGUAUCCUAUACUGUUACAAUAUAACUGCUGUACGGUGCUCUUGUGUUGUGUUAAAAUAAAAUACUGUCUCACUGUGAAA